AUGAGCAAGACUGAGACUUUGCAACUGCGCGGCACCCUUGAGGGCCACAACGGCUGGGUUACCUCCCUCGCCACCUGUGACCAGGACCCCGAUCUUUUGGUCUCUGGUUCCCGUGACAAGUCCGUCAUCGUCUGGAGACUCUCUCCUUCCGAGGAGAACUACGGUGUCGCCAAGCGCUCUUUGCGUGGCCACUCCCACAUCGUUGAGGAUGUCGCCAUCUCCAACGACGGCUGCUACGUCCUGUCUGCUUCUUGGGACAAGACCUUGCGUCUCUGGGAUCUGUCUGACGGCACUUCAACCCGCUUCGUCGGCCACACCGGUGACGUUUUGUCCUGCGACUUCACUUCUGACAACUUGAUGGUUGUCUCUUCGUCCCGUGACAAGACCGUCCGUUUGUGGAACGUUCUCGGUGACCCCGUUUUCGUUAUUGAUGGCCCCCAGUCCCAUAGCGACUGGGUCUCUGCUGUCAGCGUUACUCCUACCACUGACGAGCGUGCUCCCCUUGUUCUGUCUGCCAGUCACGACAAGACCAUUAAGACCUGGGAUGUUACCAGCGGCCGCUUGAAGGCUGACUACGUCGGCCACACCGGUUACAUUAACGCCCUCACUCUGUCUCCCGACGGAUCCUUGUGCGCCACCGGUGGCAAGGACGGUCAGGCUCUUAUCUGGGACGUUUACGACGGCAAAUUCCGCAACGCUUUGCCUCCUGGAGACGAGAUCUUCGACUUUGCUUUCUCUCCCCGCCGCUACUGGUUGGCUGCUGCUACCGCCUCCGGCAUCAAGAUCUACAACCUCCAAGAGCACGUUGUUAUUGACGAGCUCAAGCCUGAGGCUAUUGAGGGUGAGGGACCCGUCCCCCGCACUCUUACCUGGUCUGCUGACGGCAACGUUCUUUUCGCCGGUUACACCGACAACAAGAUCCGCGUCUGGCAGGUCAUGCACACCAUGUAA
Wickerhamiella sorbophila is the source of this 951-nucleotide messenger RNA. RefSeq names its product Guanine nucleotide-binding protein subunit beta-like protein. The coding region runs from base 1 to 951 and encodes 316 amino acids. The transcript is spliced from 2 exons. Gene Ontology annotation, molecular function: ribosome binding; translation regulator activity; protein kinase C binding. The record is from RefSeq and is a predicted model, not a curated record. Gene Ontology annotation, cellular component: cytosol; nucleus. Gene Ontology annotation, biological process: rescue of stalled cytosolic ribosome; positive regulation of protein phosphorylation. NCBI's taxonomy places the organism in Eukaryota, Fungi, Ascomycota, Dipodascomycetes, Dipodascales, Trichomonascaceae.